ACCCUAGAAAGCAUCGACGGCCAAACACGUGCGCAAGGUAGUGGGCGAGGAGUGUGAUCGCAGCGGCAGAAGAUUGAUGCGAGUGAUGUCGCCUCUCAUUUAACGGCCAAACCGAAAAACGCUGCCUCGCUCAUUAUUAUUGGUAUUUGGUACGCUGCAUAAGAAGUAUCGACGAGGAGCCCCACUUCUCUGUUCCCAAUCCCAAACAAACCCUUUCUCCUCUCGCCGACGAUCUUCUCGAUGCUUCUCUAUCUCCUUCUCCUUCCUUCAUAAUCUCUCUCUCAUUCGAAGCAAGUAUCCGGCGAUCGGCCUCCAGAUCUCUGCUGCUUCCCCCACUCUUUGGGGGAGAUUUUGUUCGUGGCCGUGAAUUGGAAAUCUGUUUGGUGGAAUUAGUGCUGGAUUUGGGGAAUGGCGUCGAUUUCUCGUUCUCCGGUGGCUUUUACUGGGAAUUUGGCUUCUUGCGCUCCAGCUUCGGAUCUUCUGCGCAGCUCGAGCAGUGGCGUUACUGGCGUACCCUUGAGGGCCCUAGGGAGGGCGCGGUUUGGCACUACGAGAAGGGGUUUGGCGGUCUGUGCAAAGGUUAGGAAGGUGAAGAAGCACGAGUAUCCAUGGCCAGAUGAUGCGGAUCCUAACGUGAAGGGAGGAGUCCUUAGUCAUCUCUCCCAUUUCAAGCCUUUGAAGGAGAAGCCAAAACCGGUUACUUUGGACUUUGAGAAGCCUCUAAUGGAUCUGCAGAAGAAGAUAAUUGAUGUCCAAAGAAUGGCGAAUGAAACUGGUCUCGAUUUCAGCGACCAAAUUAUCUUACUUGAGAAUAAGUACCACCAGGCUCUGAAGGAUCUAUACACGCACUUGACUCCCAUACAGAGAGUAAAUAUAGCCAGGCAUCCUAAUAGACCUACUUUCCUUGAUCAUUUGUUUAAUAUUACUGAAAAGUUUGUGGAGCUUCAUGGAGAUAGGGCUGGUUAUGAUGAUCCUGCUAUUGUCACUGGUCUUGGAACUAUAAAUGGUAGAAGUUACAUGUUCAUGGGUCAUCAAAAGGGUAGAAAUACAAAGGAGAACAUUCAACGCAACUUUGGAAUGCCUACUCCUCAUGGUUACCGCAAGGCACUGCGCAUGAUGUAUUACGCAGAUCACCAUAGAAUCCCAAUUGUUACUUUCAUUGACACUCCUGGGGCAUUUGCAGACCUUAAAUCAGAGGAACUUGGUCAAGGUGAAGCCAUAGCGCACAACUUAAGGACUAUGUUUGGUCUGAAGGUACCAAUUAUUUCUAUAGUAAUUGGAGAAGGCGGGUCUGGUGGUGCUCUGGCCAUUGGUUGUGCUAACAAAUUAUUAAUGCUUGAGAAUGCAGUGUUCUAUGUUGCCAGCCCAGAAGCUUGUGCCGCAAUCUUGUGGAAAAGUGCCAAAGCGUCUCCAAAGGCUGCUGAGAAGCUCAAGAUAACUGCAGGAGAGUUGUGCAAGCUACAAAUUGCAGAUGGAGUUGUUAUGGAGCCACUUGGUGGUGCUCAUGCUGAUCCAUACUGGACCUCUCAACAAAUAAAAACGGCAAUUGUUGAUGAAAUGGAUGAGCUUGUAAAGAUGGACACACAAGAGUUACUGAACCAUCGCAUGUUAAAAUUCCGGAAACUUGGUGGCUUCCAAGAAGGAAUUCCAAUAGAUCCCAAAAGGAAAGUGAAUAUGAAAAAGAAAGAACCGCUUCUGAAGCCUGGAAUGACUCCAGAGGAAUUGGAGGGUGAGGUCCAAAAGCUAAGGGAUCAAAUUCUGAAAGCGCAGGAGUCGUCUGGUGAACUUCCUGAGUUAGGUCUAAACAAAAUGAUAGAGAAACUCAAGAGGGAAGUUGAUCAUGAAUUUUCUGAGUCAGUUAAAAUCAUGGGCAUGAAGGAAAAGAUCAUGAUGCUGCGUGAAGAAUUUGCAAAAGCGAGGAAUUCAAAAGACCAGUCCAUCAAUCUGUACCUGAAGGACAAGAUUGAGAAGCUUAAAGAGGAAUUUAGCCAAGGUUUGCCAGCAGCUCCUAAUUACGCAACCCUCAAAUAUAAGCUUGACAUGUUAAAGGAAAUAUCUAAAGCUAAGAAUCUGGCUGAGAAGAACGACAAAGAAAGCAUGUUGAAACAGGAAAUCAAUAAGAAGUUCAAGGAGGUAUUGGAGCAGCCUAAUAUGAAAGAAAAGAUUGAGGCACUGGAAAAGGAAAUUGAAGACUCUGGGGUAUCCACAUUUGCAGAUUUAGACCAGGAUAUGAAGGACAAAAUUUUGCAGCUGAAGGAAGAGAUUGAGAUAGAAUUCUCUGAUGUUCUUAAGUCUCUGGGUUUGCAUGUUGAGCUGCCUUCAUCCUCAAAUCCCAAGGUUAAGAUAGAGAAAGUUAAUGAAGAAAUUAACCAGGUAAUUGAAGAUGUAAUCAAUUCAACAGAUUUAAGGAACCAGAUUGAGCAGUUGAAGCUGGAGGUAUCAAAGGCAGGAAGGACUCCCAAUAUGGAGUCACAGGAAAAGAUUUUGGCUCUGGUAAAACAAAUAAAACAGAAUGUUGCAGAAGCUAUGGAUUCAUCCGUGUUAAAAGAAAAGUAUGAGAACCUCAAGGUGCAGAUUUCUGAAGCCAUGAAAUCUGUUGGAUCUAAUGGGAGUUUGGUUACAGGAAAUGUAGAAGGCGGCAAUUCCAAAUAUGAUGGCUCAAGAGUAGACGUUAACGUAGAAGCAAACCGCAGCUUGUCCUGAUUUUUUCUCUUCAGUCAUCCACCACAGGUGAAGAUGAUCUGGAAACAAAUUGGUAUCUUCAAACUGCAGCAAUGACUUGAAGUGGAAAACUCACUCCAAUCCAUAUCCAUGUCGCCACCAUUUCCAGCAUCUUCCUGUCCCAGAAUCUACAAGGUUUGGCAUUUGCAGGAACAUGAGAGACAGGCACGGCAUAUCUGCUUAUGUAUCUGAACUAGAAAUUUUCUGCAUUUUGAAUUGCUUCAUAUCCCAUUUGAUCAUCAGCUGUUGUUUGUUCCUUUGCUCUUGAUUAAUUGGGUAGGUUUCUCUUUUCUCAUUUAAACAUAGGCAGACUCUGUAAAAAUUAUGCAAGUGCAGUGUACACAUCCAAGUACCUCGAAGAAUAGUUAUGUAAACUGUGACUAUCUUCGACUCAUUUUCAUAUGUAUUUCAUAAAUUAUAUAACUUUGAACUUCUUGAUAAGGAAUUGGGAGUUGAGUUUGUACUGAAA
This is a messenger RNA of Diospyros lotus (date-plum), 3190 nucleotides long. RefSeq names its product acetyl-coenzyme A carboxylase carboxyl transferase subunit alpha, chloroplastic-like. The transcript is spliced from 12 exons. Gene Ontology annotation, biological process: fatty acid biosynthetic process. Gene Ontology annotation, cellular component: acetyl-CoA carboxylase complex. Bases 409 to 2703 code for a protein of 764 amino acids. The record is from RefSeq and is a predicted model, not a curated record. Gene Ontology annotation, molecular function: carboxyl- or carbamoyltransferase activity; acetyl-CoA carboxylase activity. Lineage: Eukaryota; Viridiplantae; Streptophyta; Magnoliopsida; Ericales; Ebenaceae.